AUGACGGCGGCGGAGACGAAGAAGGGUAUCGCUGGCGCUGAGAAGUUGAAGAGGAGCCCAUGGCGUCGACGGACUUCUUCAUGGAGGAAACACGAGGAAGAUUUGAACUCAGCGGAGUCUACCAAUGCCAAAAGGGAUGCAGGAAUACGCACCAACGCCAGCUCGAGAUCCUGCUCUGGCAGCUCUGUUGCGGAAGGUUUGCUAGAGCUCCUGGUGGGUGGUUUUGGGAGCCGCCUAAGCUACAAGUUUUGGACAGAACAAACAGAGUGCGUUAUCAUGUACAAACUUUAUAUGAGUAUGAAAACAAUCCAUUUGAGAUUUGCUAGGAAAAGGCUGUGUUCAAGGAUCAACGAGAUGUUGGCAAGGAUCCAGUUCGAGUUCCAGUUCAGUUCAAUGCUUGAAAGACUUCUGGAUACCGAGGCUAACGGAAACCCUUGAAGUAAGGUGGGGUAUUAAAGUGAAAGUAGCAUGUUCAAGGGAGUGUGGUGGGGGAAUUGACAAGACCAAGUAAUUCAUUUCCCCCUUUCCAUUUACCUAUGGUUGGAUAGUGAACUCUUAUCGUCCUCUAUUUGUGAAGAGCGCUCGCGGAGUGGGGAAAGGUGGUCGGGUUGGGAGAGGCUCAUCAAAGGCGCAUGUAAAGGGGAUGAUGAUAUAAUCCGAACUCACUGCGACCAAGCAAAGUUCACCAAACAUGGAUAGAUUGGAGCAAAAGAAUUCAGCAGGAAGCUCGAAGUGAGUUUGUGCCAAUUGGAUUGGGUCUAAAGUGGAUGCUUCUGCCAUCUGGAAUUUCCUAGCACACUUUUCAGCAGUGGUUAGUUUCUUCCCAUCUUUUGUCAUUUAUGUUCUCUCUCAAUUCUGGGUUUAAUAGAUUUACGACCUUGACUGAUUGGAGCAGCCCUUAUGAUUGAUCAAUUCAAAUUAGGUCUUUGGUUUCUUAUUUUGAAGAGUACCAGUGAAGAAAGUUGUUUCAUUUCAUGGUUUUGUGUUGUUUAAAUUUGUCUUUGAUUGCUGCUGAUACUACCAGAUUGUCCACUACUUCACUUUCAAUUGAAGAACCAAUAAAAUGCUUUGUUGUUUUGUUCACGGGUCAUGGUUGUUUCUUGAGGGGGUUUUAUUACCAUUACUUUUGAAAUGGUAGCAGAUGGUGACUUGUGAUUCCUUAGUUAUUUGUGCUAUAAAAAAUGUGUAAACUGAAAAAUAGAUAUAUAUGUUUCUGCUAAGUACUGGAAAUGAUGUUAGAUGGAGGUUUUGAGACUCUUUUCUUUUUGUGUGUGGUAAAAAAAACAGGGUUCAGACGCUCUUGGUUACCUUGACAAAAUGUUUUUUGGCAAAUAAGAUAAUAUUGAAAGCAUGUUUCAUGAAUGGUUAGUUUGUGGCAAAAGGACUUUCUCCUUUAACAUCCGUUAAUUGCAUCCAUAUCUUUGUUAUAGUAAAAGUAAAUUGAAGAUGCCUUAAGUUAAAUUUUCCUGCCUUCUCCCUCUAGAAUGUUGAAUGGUAUGGACACUUUUUCAACCCUCCUUCAUUUACCUCUUCAGUUUUGCUGUGGCCUUGGAAUUAUUAUUAAUGUUUCUUGAGCUCCCUUUGAGCCUUGGAAAUUGUUUCAGCUCCUUGGAUAGGAGUUAAUUAAUCCCAAUUUGAUGGUUCCUUUUAUUAGUUGGAUCUGAGACUUAUGAAUACUAAAGC
Molecule: messenger RNA, 1683 nt
Organism: Linum tenue
Lineage: Eukaryota; Viridiplantae; Streptophyta; Magnoliopsida; Malpighiales; Linaceae
Source: the annotation of a GenBank genome assembly